AUGACUGGCUUGGACUACGCUGCAAAACAUGGCGAGCUGGAGAGGCUUGUGAAGCGGUACUGUGAGCACAAAAAGCAACAAGCGAGAUCGCUUCACCAGCAGCUGAGAGAAGAAGUGUCUACCAACGUCGAGCUGAGGAAGUACAUUGCCUUUUUGGAAGGCAAACUACAGGCAGAGAGCAAAAAUGCUAAGCAACUAGGCCGCUUGCUCGACGUUAGAAAAAACGAUAUCGAAGAUACCUUGAUAGAUCACAAGCGGCACUUGGACGCACUUACAGCAGGGAUGGAGUCACGACUUCGUAUGAGUGAGCGGUGCGAGAGGGUCUGCGCCGAGCUUGCGACCAGUCUUGAGGGGAGGGAGAAUCAGCACUGCGCAGAUGCCAACGCGUUCCAUACGAGCAAGGCCCUGCUUGAAGCAGGGCUGGCAGCGUCGAAUAAGACUGUGCCGACCGAGCUGCAGUACAGCCACGAUAUGGAGGACUCAGUGACUAAACUUCUCAAUGAUGUACCGGUCAGGAAUAAGUUUGUGCUAGUGCAAGAGUGCGAUAUGAACCUCAAGACCAGUUACACGAAGCAUGAUACCUUUUUGGAAAGCGAUGAGUGUGCUGCACGCACCAAUCUACUCGAUGCUGAGCGAGACGAGAGACAGAGUCUCCUGAGCAGCUUUUUUCGCGCAAGUGCAACGUAUCUGAAUCACCUUCUUGCCGAGCAGCAGGAGCGCGACACACGACUUUACCGUGCUGAGGAUCUUUUGCGUCUGCAGCAAAUGGAUCUAACGAAUCGCAUGAACAAGGAAAUGGAUUUACAACAGGAUCGUUGUGUUCAUGCGGAAAUGCAACAGAGGGUGCUUGCGCUGCAAUGCAAAAGUGUCCUGAGGAUCGUUGGUGAUGCUCUUGAAUCCCUUCCUGGGCUUGAUGUGGAAGCGGUUAUGUUAGAGCUAGAAAGCAGAGUUCAGGGUGUGCUGCAGUUGCCAAACUCAAAUGUAAGCAACGAGUGUCGAACGCACAAGUCAGAAAGAUGA
Molecule: messenger RNA, 1020 nt
Organism: Leishmania braziliensis MHOM/BR/75/M2904
Lineage: Eukaryota; Euglenozoa; Kinetoplastea; Trypanosomatida; Trypanosomatidae
Exons: 1
Coding region: 1-1020 (339 amino acids)
Source: RefSeq, a predicted model, not a curated record